CUUGAAUCGGAGCAAAACAGCAGCUCCACCGAGAACUUUCCCGUGUGUCGAGUCCGCCCCGGCAAAUGACGAAGUUCGUCCGCAUCUUUCCCCAGCUUCUGUUUCGUCACAUGCUGGUUGCUUGUUGUUGUUAGCAGCAGCAGCCUCCUUCGUCCCUUCGUCCCAACCACCCGACCACCACAUACCUUACUCCACGGCCGAUCAACCCACCGACCGACGAACGAACGGACAAUGGCGGCCAGCGGGAGCAUAUUCCAGUGCCUCCUGCGCACGUCGCAGCAGAGCUUAGGAAAGAGGGCAGCUCAAGCUCAGAUCAUCAUCUCAAGACAAACAGCAACAGCUCAAGCAGCAGCUGCGCCGCGAUUCACGACAGCUAGACUCAGCAGCAAGGCUACUACUCCCCGCCGCCAAUUCACCACCUCGUCCAGGCGCCGACAGACUCAACAACCCGGCGAUGACCCGAACUUUACUUCCAUCCUCGAUAACCCUCCCGAGCUCGUCCGGACUGGCAAGAGACAUGGCAAGGGGUUGAUUAUUCUGGCCAUCAUCCCCAUCACCGCCCUCUUCCUCGGCACCUGGCAAGUCUACCGACUAAAAUGGAAGACGGACCUAAUCGCCAAAUCCGAAGACCGCAUCAUCCGGCCCCCUUUGCCUCUCCCGCCCCGCGUCGACCCAGACGCCAUCGCCGACUUCGACUUCCGCCGCGUCUACGCCGAGGGCGUCUACCGACACGACCAAGAGAUGUUGAUCGGCCCGCGCAUGCGCGACGGCGAGCAAGGGUAUAUGGUCGUCACCCCGCUUGAGAGGGGCGAUGAUCCGAGCACCAAGGUGCUGGUCAACAGGGGGUGGGUAAGCAAGAAGUUUGCGGACCAGAGGAGCAGGCCGGAUUCCGUCAAGCAGGGCGAAAAGGUCCGUGUGGAGGGCAUGCUGAGAGAGCCGUGGAAGAAGAACAUGUUUACGCCGGAUAAUAGGCCGGAUAUUGGCGAGUUUUAUUUCCCGGAUGUGAAGCAGAUGGCCGAGUUGACUGGCAGUCAGCCGGUGUGGAUUGAGCAGACUCUUGUCCCCGAUAUCAUCACUUACUACGACUACGAGGCUCGUGGUAUUCCCAUCGGUAGAGUCGCCGAGGUCAACCUUCGCAACAACCAUGCGCAGUACAUCUUUACAUGGUACGGUCUCGCUGCUGCCACCUCCAUCAUGUUCUGGCUCGUGGUCAAGAAGCCCGCGAACCAAAUUACCAAGCGCGUUCGCAUGAACAAGAGCUGGUAAACAUGAUGUUAUGAGUGGGUAAGGAUGGUUUUGCUUUGUUACACAUCAGUGGGUAACAAACAUUCUCACGUCACCUCUUCAUCCUCGCCUCCAGCCCCGGCCCGGCUAGAAGAGGCAGCCUUUCGGCGCUUCUUGGCCGGAACAGGUGGCGUCAUUCUCAGUUCCUGGAGGAGCUC
This is a messenger RNA of Neurospora tetraspora, 1442 nucleotides long. Its product is annotated as SURF1 family-domain-containing protein. Gene Ontology annotation, cellular component: membrane; mitochondrion. NCBI's taxonomy places the organism in Eukaryota, Fungi, Ascomycota, Sordariomycetes, Sordariales, Sordariaceae. The transcript is spliced from 4 exons. Gene Ontology annotation, biological process: mitochondrial respiratory chain complex IV assembly. Bases 232 to 1266 code for a protein of 344 amino acids. The record is from RefSeq and is a predicted model, not a curated record.